This is a messenger RNA of Sorex fumeus (smoky shrew), 1572 nucleotides long. It is a transcript of the gene SRD5A3, whose product is annotated as steroid 5 alpha-reductase 3. The record is from RefSeq and is a predicted model, not a curated record. Gene Ontology annotation, molecular function: 3-oxo-5-alpha-steroid 4-dehydrogenase activity. Bases 3 to 959 code for a protein of 318 amino acids. The transcript has 5 exons. Gene Ontology annotation, biological process: dolichol-linked oligosaccharide biosynthetic process; polyprenol catabolic process. Lineage: Eukaryota; Metazoa; Chordata; Mammalia; Eulipotyphla; Soricidae. Gene Ontology annotation, cellular component: endoplasmic reticulum.
UCAUGGCACCCGGGGCGGGGUCCGAGCCGUGGCCGCGGGAGCCGCUGCGCCUGGUGUGGUCGCUGCUGGCCGCCGCCUUCCUGCUGAGCCUGCUGCUGCAGCUCGUGCCGGCCGGCCUGCUGCCCGGCUGCGCGCUCUUCCAGGACCUCAUCCGCUAUGGGAAAACCAAGGGCGCGGGAGCCGCGCGCCCGGCCGCCUGCCUGGCCUUUGAUGUCCCCAAGAGGUAUUUUUCUCACUUCUACAUCAUCUCGGUGCUGUGGAACGGCUUCCUGCUCUGGUGCCUUACUCAAUCUCUGUUCCUGGGAGCACCUUUUCCACACUGGCUUCACGGUUUGCUCAGAAUUCUUGGGGCCACCCAAUUCCAAGGUGGCGAGCUGGCGCUGUCCACCUUCCUCGUGCUGGCGUUUCUGUGGCUGCACAGCUUGCGAAGACUCUUUGAGUGCUUCUACGUCAGCGUCUUCUCCAACGCCGUGAUUCACCUUGUGCAUUACUGCUUUGGAGCCUCCUACUAUGUCCUCGUCGGCCUGACGGUGCUGAGCCAAGUGCCCCUGGACGGCAGGAAUGCCUACGUGAGAGGGAAAAGCCUCCUGACGCAGACGCGCUGGUUCCACAUCCUCGGAAUGAUGAUGUUUGUCUGGUCGUCCGUCCAUCAGUACCGGUGCCACGUCAUCCUCGGCAACCUCAGGAAAAACAAAGCAGGCGUGGUCAUUCACUGCAACCACCGCAUCCCAUUUGGAGACUGGUUCGAGUACGUCUCUUCCCCCAACUACCUGGCAGAGCUGAUGAUCUACAUCUCCAUGGCCGUCACCUUUGGCUUCCAGAACUUAACUUGGUGGCUCGUGGUGACAUACGUCUUCUGCAGCCAGGCCCUAUCUGCUCUCCUCAGCCACCAUUUCUACAGAAGCAAAUUUGUCUCCUACCCAAAGCAUAGGAAAGCUUUCCUGCCGUUUCUGUUUUAAGAGAACCUCGGAGGCAGGAAGCAUGUCAGCCAGGAGACUAAGAAUUCUACAGACCACAGCCCAGGGCCUGCGGAACAGUUUGGAAUUCUGUUCCGUGUUCAUGUUCCUAAGCCUUCAUUGAGGGAAUGAGUCAAACAACAGCCCUCAAGAGAAUGAAUGUUCAAGGCGUCUUCAAAGAAGAGAACCUUGUGGCAGACCCAGAAUAUCUGUGUCUGCUUUCAGUGAUGCUGUACAAAACCUGCCAACCAGAACAUUGAGGAGACUUCUCCAAGCCACGUUAAGAAUAAGGUACUGAGAAUAUACGGACAGCUUGGAAGAGCAUACCUCUGUGCCGAAGAAGAGGGUUGCUCACCUGGGACUUUGUGUCUGUUAGGGACAGGUUAGCCGAGCACACCACGAGUGACAGAGCUGGUGCUCAGUAUCCAUUGAUGGCAUCUCAGUAACAGCAGAAGAGCCAUUGGAAGUAACAAUACUGUAUGGAUUGGAGGGAAUUGAGUUUGUUGGUGUUAGCUUAGCCUGUCACAUAUUUUCACAAAGAUUUCCAGAACUAUUAACCAUCGAUAUUAAUUUGCACUCAUUAUGCUCCAAACCAUAGUCCCCAGAGGACUUUGGG